AUGAGUUGGGGAUAUGAGCCCAACACCAUUAGCUAUAGUUCACUAAUUAACGGCUAUUGCAAGUGCAAGAGGAUGAAUGAAGCCUUCCAGCUUUUUAAAGAAAUGCCCCACAAAGGAAUAAUCGUUGACACUAUUACAUAUACUUCUCUUAUUCAAGGAUUUUUCCUUGCGGGUCAAGUUGGGUAUGCGCUGAAGGUUUUCAAAGAAAUUAAAGUUCACGGGCACAACCCAAAUCAACACACCUAUUCUAUAUUGAUGAGCGGGCUAUGCAAAAGCAGGCGUGUUGAUGAUGCGCUGAAACUGUUUCAUGGAAUAGAUUCUAAAAACCUUGAUAUUCUUACUUACAGCGUCCUCCUUGACAGAAUGUGGGAGUCAUGCAUGCCGAAAGAGGCCGAAGAAUUUUUCAACUCCAUCACUUCCAAAGGUUUGGAGCCUGAUAUUAUGACAUAUGGCACAAUGAUCAAGGGACUCUGCAAAGAGGGCUUGUUGAGCAAAGCUUGGGAUUUGUUCAUGAAAUUGAAAGAAAAAGGAUGUCCUCCAAAUAAUGUGACUUAUAAUAUCUUGGUUCAAGGAUUUCUUCAAAAGAAAGAGACCAAUAAGGCAUUUGAGCUUCUGAAUGAAAUGUCUCAGAGAAGUUUCUUACCUGAUGCAAAGACUGCAUCGUUGAUAGUGGAUUUGCUUGCAUAUGGGGGGUCUGAAUCGGAAUGUGUAUUAGGAGAUGACCAAAAUGCAACAUGCGCAAAGAAGUUCAUCACUGUUGUAAGAUUGGAUGUUAAUGAUCUCUUCCAAUAUGAUGCAUUCUCCUUUGGAUCAAGCAAUGGUAUCUGUUUUGGCAAACCUGGAGUCUUUUUCUGUUCAAGUAUCUUUGCUGCAUCCAUUGAAUUCAUGCUAGGGCCAGUAAAGUUUCAGAAGUUUUCUGUUCAGAACUUGAAAUCCUAUUUAAUUAUCCAGUUUGAUUGGCGUAAAUUGGAGAAUGUUGUUAGGAGAAACAAGAGUAGUAGGUGGGGUGGUGGGAGUGGUGGUAGAAGUGGAGGAAUGGAGAAAUUUGAAGGGCUGGAAACAGAAUCUGAAAUGUGUUCUUAA
Telopea speciosissima is the source of this 1083-nucleotide messenger RNA. RefSeq names its product pentatricopeptide repeat-containing protein At1g62930, chloroplastic-like. NCBI's taxonomy places the organism in Eukaryota, Viridiplantae, Streptophyta, Magnoliopsida, Proteales, Proteaceae. The coding region runs from base 1 to 1083 and encodes 360 amino acids. Gene Ontology annotation, molecular function: protein binding. The record is from RefSeq and is a predicted model, not a curated record. The transcript is spliced from 3 exons.